Messenger RNA from Aedes albopictus (Asian tiger mosquito), 756 nucleotides. RefSeq lists its product as uncharacterized. The transcript is spliced from 2 exons. Lineage: Eukaryota; Metazoa; Arthropoda; Insecta; Diptera; Culicidae. The coding region runs from base 99 to 506 and encodes 135 amino acids. The record is from RefSeq and is a predicted model, not a curated record.
AGUUGUGAUAAACAAAAUUGUACAAAGCUGAAAGUGCCGGUUUUUAUUCCAUUAUUUAACGAUUUUAAGUGAUAAAACAGAACAAAAUAAACUAAACUAUGAAUAAUGGUGUUAAUAGUGACGACGAAGUUGUUCUAGAACAAAGUUUCGUCAGAAAUACUCAACCAGUUGUGCAGAAUGGAUACGCGGACGGUCUCGCGGAUGGUCGCGAAACCAUUUAUCAGAAAGAUUUCGAUCGUGGGUAUCGGUCCGGUUUCGCGAUGGCUUUCAAGCUGGCACAACACCAGGGAUAUGCCGCAGGGCUUCAGAAACAGUUGGACAGGGAAGAUCUCGCCCGGAACAUCACGCAGGAUUUAAUCCUGAGACAGGAAUCGGCUCGGGCUCACUGUCUCCUUUGUAGGGAUAAAACGAUGGAGCAGAAAUGCCUUGACGAUAUUGUAAGUGCGCAAAAUAGUCAUAACGAUAGCGUUUCGGAAGUGUUGAAAGAACGAUAUAGGAUUUCGUAGUAAGAACAGAAACACGAUAGGUUAGAUUCAGUUGCGUAUCCAAUGCACUUUAUUUGCUUGCAUAUCUUUUUAGAGUCUAUGUAUUUUUUUUUGUAUUCGAUAUUCUUUUUAGGGUGAUGUGAGAGCAUUUGUACGUAGAAUACAUUGGCUGUAAAAUCGUCUACAAAUAAUGGUUCGCUUUGCCUUUGUUAUGUAUUGUAAUUAUUUUAGAAGUUGGAAUUCAAUAGGUCAACGAGCUGCGACAAAUGAG